Molecule: messenger RNA, 1662 nt
Organism: Solanum verrucosum
Lineage: Eukaryota; Viridiplantae; Streptophyta; Magnoliopsida; Solanales; Solanaceae
Product: disease resistance protein RPV1-like
Exons: 2
Coding region: 19-1662 (547 amino acids)
Molecular function (GO): protein binding
Source: RefSeq, a predicted model, not a curated record
UCUCUUGGACAUUGCAGAAUGCUUACUUUUUUGAGGUUGUCUUAUUGUCACAAACUUGAGAAGCUUCCAAAAUUUGUCUGCAUGGAAUCUCUUGAGACUCUCUAUCUCCUUGAAUGCACAAGCUUACAAGAAUUUCCAGAAAUCUGUGGAGAUAUGCCGCGCUUAUCAAUACUCUAUGUUGGAUCCCCGUGGAUAAGAAACUUACCCCCGUCUUUCAACAGCCUUAAACAUUUGGAAUUGACUAAUUGUGAAUUUCUUGAAAGUAUUCCGGACGCUAUUCAAAAUCUUAGAACUCUCCGUAUUUCAGGUUGCAAUAAACUUGCAACACUGCCAAACAGCCUCUUUGAAUCACAGCAAUUGGAAUAUCUUGAUAUAGACCAAUGUUCUGGAUUAAUAAAGCUCCCCAUAUCUUUUGGAGUUCAAAAGAAGAUCCGUUCGUUAGAUAUAUGUAGAUGUGAGAAAUUAAAGAAGCUUCCAAGCUCUAUUCAGAUGGAAUCCCUUCAACGACUCAUGAUAUCUGAUUCUCCAAAAUUAGAUACAUUUCCAGAAAUCAAUGGAGAUAUGCAUUACUUGACACAACUGACUCUGAAUUCUACUGGGAUAAGACAAGUGCUUUCAUUCAUUGGGAAUCUGAGCAGCCUCACUGAGCUAAAUCUUACAGGUUGUGAAGAUCUUGUAAGUCUACCAGACAGCCUUUGUAAUUUGAUGAAUCUUCGUCGUCUUUUACUCAAAGGUUGCAAAAAGCUAGAGAAGCUUCCAGAAAACAUUGGUGAUUUGCAAGAGUUAUAUAUACUUGAUGCAAGCAAAACUGCAAUAACUCAACUACCUCCCUCCAUCACCAAGCUUUGGGAACUGAACAUUUUAGGCAUGGGUGGACUUCCUGAGGAAUUAGGAUGUUUGCACUAUUUGAGAGAGUUGGAUGUAAGUGGAAGCAAUAUUUAUUGUUUACCAAAAAACAUCAAAGGACUCUUCCACCUUGAGUAUCUGAACAUACAAUUCUGUGAGAAUCUUAAUGAACUGCCAGGAGAGCUACCCCCAAAUUUAGAAGAGCUAUUUGCAGAUUAUCAUUUAGCCUUGAAGAGCAUCAGAGAUCUCGUAAUUAAUUGUCUUAAGCUGUAUAGGCUCGUAAUAUCCAACUGUGGAGCCGUCUCAAGUGAACAAGUUAAUGUGUUCCUACACCAUUUUCUCACGACAUGCAUCCAGUGUGACUUCCAUCAAAGGGAUUAUUUUGUCAUUUCUUUUCCCAAUCAAGUUAGAAUUCCAGAGUUGUUUGAUUAUGAUUGUCUGUUUAUAAAUCAAAAAGAGAUCUCAAUUGAUCUGAACCCAUCUUGGUAUACCGAUAAAUUCAAGGGUUUUUGGAUAACUUACGGUCCUACUAGACUGGAUACAAUAUUAGAAGCUACGUUGGUCUGCAAAUCUGACCAUGUAAGAAUAUCUUACGGCAUCGUUGGAUAUUCGAGAUUCAAGGAUCAUUUCAUUUGUUGCGUCUACAUACCAUUUGAAACAUUGUGGAAUGCUUCUGGCAAUAAACAAGGGAAUAACCCAAAUGAUUAUUACAUGUUGGAGGUUUCUCAACUGUACUGGUCGGUGGAAGUGUGCUGGGGAAUUCGCCUCGAGUAUGAAAAGGAAGCCAUGAGUGAUGAUGCAAAGGUCUGUUUAUGA